UAGCGUUUGAUUUCGAUUGAUUCCGCAUAAGUAUCGACUGUGCACUAACGUUAGAGUCAGCUAAAGCCUAAUUAGCUGGUCCAACUGAACAGAAGCGCUGAUAUCAUAGAGUAUCCGAAUAAUACGUAGAACACAUAGUUAAGUAACAAGGUCAAUAUAUCUCACGUUUUUAGUACUAUAAGCUAAUUACUAGCAGGUAGCAAUGUUGAAGUUACGUGUAAAAAUAAAUUUUUUAAAUAUAAUGAAAAUCGAUAUUUUCACUUUAAUAGCUAAGAUAACUAAAUUUAUUUGGGCUAAAUAUCAAGUUCUCUUUGACAUUCGAAACUGAAGCAAAAGGAGUAUUAUUGUAAUGUUUAAUUCUAUCGGGUUUAGUCAGUCCACAAAAGUAAUUCAGGCAUCGUUUGACUUAUUUACACCCUAGAAAAUAUCUAACGAGUCGAAUGGUGUAUUCUGCUGCACGUUUAGAAAUGUUUGGAGAGUUUAAGUGACAUAAUAUAAUAGUCAAAGAGAUAUUGGAAGAACUAAAAAAUACGGUGAUCGGAGAACAAAACGAGUGGUAUAAAACGGAUUCAGCCUACGAGAAUGCGAUUUUAACGGUGUUACCGCUAGAAAAAUUGCUCUCAGAGAGCCUAAAAAUUCCGGCACUAGAUUUCUGAAUGUUUGGAUUGCGUCGGCUGAUCGGCCAGUGCCGUAUUCACCUUCAACUGAAAACUUGCUGCCGACGCAAUACAAACAUUCAGAAAUCUAGUGCCGGAAUAUCUGGGAUCCGCGAGAGCAAUUUUUCCAGCGGCAAUACUGGAUUUAAAUCGAUGGGACUACUUGAUCAUUGCACGGUGUCGUGUCGCUGUAGCACGCGUUAAUCCAAAAUCCGAGCAUAGUUUGACAUUAGUUUCACCUAUCUUACUUAUUUCGAGUCGCUUAUCUGACCACAAACAACAGUGCGUCUUACUGAACAACUUUGACUUUUAAGCGCAUUCAGUGAGGAGCUUGUUCAGUUUGGAAUGAGGCACCAUUUACGCCAGCGUCGCUCGACUUCGUAAUGAGAAUUUUUCGAAAUUGAUGCCUUAAUCAUACGCCAUGCGCAAGCCAUGUCAUGGCUAUAAUAACGGAAGGACUUCCAUUCAAUUUAAACCAAGCGAUAAAUAUAAUUGCAAUAGACAUCAUUGUUUCGAUUUAUUUUCUAUCAGUUAUUAACUCAAUGCUUUUUAUGACUUUAAUAGGGCAGAAAUCGAGCAAAAACUGCACAUUGGCAAGUAACAUAGUCUCCUCGUUGUGCUUGUAUUAUGCGUAUAUACGUCAUGCUGUAUUUGUAAUGAGAAAGAUUCAUAACUAAUAGGAACGACUAGUACGACUACGACAAUGAUUUACAAUUCUACUACAUCUUAUCCAUCAGUAAGGUCAAUGUGACUGUUGCAAUGUGCCCGCAGUCGUAAGCCCAAUACUCGCCAAUUCAAAGCAGCCGAGAACGUCAGUUCGUUUUUCAUGGAUAUCGGUUUAAUUCAAUUUGGCGACAACGCCGAGCACAUUACUGUCGACUGGGCGACAAAAGCGCUCGUGCCCUAAACUUUCAAUCGAGAACGGACGAGAAGAAUUCAGGUGAUUCAUUUGAAAACUCGCAUUGUCAGUGAAAUCUCAAUAAAGUUAUCCAAGAGGAACAGCGAAUUCGCAAACUCGAACUGAACUCGAAUUGUGCAGGAAAUUUGGACUUGAAAAACUAGUUAGACCUCGAUACCUACGACUGAGCGCCACGUGAUGCAUACGAAAGCGUAGCGUUAUAUCGAUCGGUCGCUCGGUUUGACACUUGGCUGCCACUCAAUUGCCAUCAUUGCAUUACCAUUGGCCUUUGCGAUGAUUUUCGACACAAUUUUACUUUACAAUUCCCAUGAUAUCAAUACAUCGUACAUACAGUUCAAUUAAAGAAAAUUAAACAAUGACGGUAGGUUGUUUUCAAUGUUAAGAUUAUUCAAAAUCUAUGUUUUCUGAACGAGUAAUGAAGGCCUGGUACUAAAACUCGAAACGUUCUUGUGUGCGUGUACAAUGUAGCACGUUAAUUCGACCUGCUUUUAGUCAAAUAAGCGCGACACGAAUUCCCGAAAGGAUUUCUUAUCAACGACAGUUCCCGCGCUUACAGCCUUUCGUGUGAAUCCUUUUUUCAGCUUUUUAAAAUCUUCUUAUAAUAGUCUGAUGUUACACACUGGCGAAAAUUCAGAAACCAAAUAAGUUUAUCUAUAAUAACGUGUGCGAGAAACUGAGUCCUAACAUUUGUAUACGUAAGUGCAUUGACGUUAUAUUAAAUAGCUCUAAAUGAUGUAAUUACGACAUGUAAAAAAGUAAAAGUAUUGACGCGACACUCAUGCUACUUUUUGAUAUGUACACCAUACGAACUGGAUAACUACAUAUUUGUGGACGAGAGCGCGCGAGACGCAAGCUUGGAUAUAGGGUGUAACUAAAAUGCAUUCCUGUACCGCGAAGACAAAUGAAGGCUUUGAAACUGUAGGAGACAAAGUAACAACCGAGAUAGUCUUGUUUGACUUGGCCUGUUUGUCUGUCGACGCACAUUCCAUCCGUCGAACUAACAUUCAGCUUUGGCAUCCUCUUAGACAUGCCCAAUGUGUACAAAUAAGAACGAAAAAACUUCGUCAGUGGAAUUCUCCUUGGACGCGAAUACGAAAUGCCGGCAGGCAAAUUGACGCGACUUAGCGAGCAUCGGCGCGCUCACGUCUGACAAAGAGAAAACGACUUUAGCCACGGCAUCCAAUCGUCGAAGGUGUUGCGAUCGCUGGAACGGCAAACACGAGUCCGGCUCGGCUAUUAGAUUCGAUCGAGUCCCGAUGCCGUCACGCGCAGCGCAUAGUCUCUUUCGCAAGAUGGACCACAGCUGGGCUUACCUAUCGAGUAUCGCGCUCGCGCUAACGACGAGAGACUGCUUAAGCUAACUGCUUAGCAAAAUAGCUCUGAGUGCAGGUGGUCUGGCGAAAGGCAACCGGACGCGCUUUCGUUAGUCAGAGGAGGCAUCGAUCGAUCGGUGCCACUGCCCGCUUCUCGCGACAAAAAGCAGGCCGAAGACAAUGCAGCCGUGACGACGGAGGAUGCGUUGAACGACGCGGCGGCGAGGUGGCUUGUGCCGAGCGAGGCGCGCCGCUAUCAAUCGGCCGAGUGAAAGCUCCGGCGAGCGACGGAGCUGAAAACGGGCCGAGAAAGCGAAAACUUACGUCAUCGCGAUCGGCGGCAGCAAGCCCGAGCGACGACGGCAAAUAAGGCGCCGAGUCGGCAGCCGAGCGCACACGCACCGUUCAGCCAGUCUCCGGCGACGCACUCGGCGAAGCGGCUGGCCGCGCUGUCGGCUCUCGCCUCCUGCCGCUGAGCUGUCCCGCGGACCGCGUGCCCGAGGCGCAGCCUGCGUCGCGUCUCGUCGCUCGAAUCGCUGCCGACGGGCGCUGCCAGCGGCUCGCGAUCCUCCGCGACGCGGCGUCGGCGCAGCGAGCGAACGGCCCGAAGCUCCCGGCUGUCUCGCGAAGCGGCAGUCGACCUCGCGGACAGCUCGCUGCCGACCACUUUUCGAAUAUGCCGCUGUCGAUCGAAUACCGCGAGCGGGCGACAGUGAAACUCCGUUGCGCGGCUCGUUUCCAAUGUCGAUAAUCCUUUCGCCGGAUACACUUCGACUGGAUUGCAGAUAGAACGAGCAAACUCGAACGCGCGAUUCACUGGGAUUCUUAGCAUUUGUUGACUCGUCGUAACCUUGUGACGUGGUUGCGUGACAGCACGUGGACGAUUGCAUCGGGAUUUUCCGUGCACGCCGUCGGCUCAAAAUCAAUGAGUCAAAUCCAGACGAGGAGACUUUAGUCGAAAAAGAUGGCUGCGAAGCGAGUAAUUUCAUCAGUAUUGAUCAUACUCCACGUGCAGUGGGUCGCUCGAUGCGAUUUCACCAGCGUGGAUUACUUUUCCAAAGAUUUGAAUUUCCGAGUGCCAGCGAACGCGAGAGAUCGAGUAUCCGUAAUAGUGAGCACACCAGAGAGCGACGCGCUACGGAAACAUUUUCAUUUCAAUUACGCGAAGUGCGACCUCUCGACGAGCGACUGCGAAGUCGGGCAGGAUUGCUUCGACUGCCCGCCAGCUUACAGACCCAAAAAGUGCCCUUUCAGCUUGCCCGACAACGACAGCCUGGCUCUGGAGCAGGCCACGUUGAGGAGCUACGGAGAGCACGCCGAAUUCGUCGUCGUCGACUGGGCCACGAAGGCAGUCGUGGCGCAGAGUUCCGCCGAGAAAGCCAGCCGGAAGGUGCAAGUGAUCGGCAUGGCGAGCUGCUCGGUUCGCGAGAUCCCGAUCGAGAUAAGCAGCGCCGGCAACGGAAUGAGGAAAAUAGUGCUGGACGCGCCGGCGACGACGCGCGACCUGGAGGUCUUCUACGUGGACUACCGGGCCUGCCGCGACAGCGGCUGGGUCAGAGCGAGCUACCGCGAGGACGGCCGGCCGGCCGGCGAGCCCCAGUGCCUGCUGGGCCUGCGCAAGUCCAAGCUCAAGCUCGCCAUGGACGUGGCCGCGGGCGCGGACUCGAGCCGAAUCCUACUGGACAAGGGCGAGCGCGACUGGGCGCUGUACGAGCUGAAGGCGCGGAGCAACCGGGCCAGGGAGCUGCACAGGGCCGAGAACCGCGAGGGCGGCCUGCUCGACGUGGCGCGGCUGGCCAUGCACGACGACGACUUCGGCAGCCUGUGCUGGCUGGCCGACCUCGAGCCGUCGUACAGCCUCGACUGCACGAUCUUCCGCGCGGAGCCGCCGUACGCGCGGCAGCUGGGGCUGCGCUUCCACUACCGGCUGCGCGACUUCGAGCUCGCGCUGGUGGACUUCAAGCGGAUCUACGCGCUGACGUCGUCGAGCGACGACGCCGGCUGCGCCUACGACCUGUGGAUCUUCGACGUGGGCGGCCGCGCGCUCGACGGGCCGCUGCGCAUCCAGGGGCCGCGGUGCGCGCGCGGCCGCCGCCUGGAGCCCAGGCCCGCGCUGGCGCGGCGCGGCCGCGACGAGCCGUGCGCCAGCUUCGCCUUCGAGCUGGCCGGCGCGGGCCGGGCCGGGGCGCGGCGCUUCGCCGCGCUCACCGAGUGCCUGCUGCACAGCGACCGAGGAGGCCGGCUGCUGCUGACCUGAGCGACGCAGGGCACGGCCCAGCGGUGGCGCGUGUCGAGCAUCCGCUGGAAGAUGCGCUGGUAGUGGUAGACCAGCAGGCCCAUGGGCAGCAGGCAGGCCAGCGCGACGACGGGCAGGGUGAAGCAGAGCGAGACGUUG
Molecule: messenger RNA, 5283 nt
Organism: Phymastichus coffea
Lineage: Eukaryota; Metazoa; Arthropoda; Insecta; Hymenoptera; Eulophidae
Exons: 4
Coding region: 3853-5145 (430 amino acids)
Source: RefSeq, a predicted model, not a curated record